GCGCGACUCGCGACAGAACGGCUUCGCGCGGCGACGCUCAGUCUCGUCCGUCGCAAUCCAGUGCAGAUAUACGUGCAAUUACCUUGUCAACAGUGCUUAAAAUCUCCGUUCGUGCUCUGGUGGCCGCGCUCCUUGGCACGCGGUGAUCGAUAACACACACCGUCGAUCGCGAUCACCGUCUAUCGCGACGCGAUCCCGACGCGAAGGAGAGAAUAAUAUUAAAAAAAAAAACAGAUUGAGGUGAAAAGAAACACACACGUAGGCAAAACACACACCCUACAAAGGAGUGGGAAAAGGGGUAGUAGCGAGCGAGGGAGAUCGCGGCGAACAGCACGGAGGGUAAGUUGGAGGCGCACGGACGUAAAUCCGAGCGUUUCCGGCACGGCGAUUUUGAAUCGAGCGCUCUCUCGGUGCGUCGCGUGAGAAGCGUAGAGACCGGCGAGGGUGAAAAGUCUGACAGCUCCCCAGUGAACGGCGUGUCGCCCGGUGGCGCGUCUCAUUUCGACAACGUGCGUCGAGUGGUAACGUCGAGUGUAUCCCGCGUCGCGGGUGUGCGACGACAACGACGGUGACGUCGACAAGAAAGACGACGACGGCGACGACGACGGCGGCGGUGACGAGGACUCGUCGAAACGGUGACAGUAAACGACGAGACAAAAGAGCAUCAGUAACGAAGCAGAUGUGGUGCCGGGUAGUUCUGCCUAGUUCUGUUUGCGCGACCUAACUGCCGCGGAGGAUUCGCGCGAGUAUACAGUGUCAGUGCGCGUCUGUGAACCCGGGACCCGCUCUCGUGAGCAAGGAGGAUCCUUCCAUCCCGAGGAAUUCGCACGGCGCUAUCGAGAUGAAGACUCGCCACCUGUGGCUAGAAGCAACCGUCGUUCUCAUCGCAAUGACAGGUGCGAGCUGCCUGCGAGAGGUCAGUCUGGAACUAAUUCCGGAGGUGGUGCAGCGCGGCCAGGAGGUGAUUCUACGUUGCCAUUAUGAUCUGGAGAAUGCGCCGCUCUACUCCCUCAAGUGGUACCGCGGCAGGUACGAGUUCUACCGAUUCUCACCCAACGAGGAUCCGACCACGAAGAUCUUCAACAUCACCGGGAUUUAUGUCGACCUCGCCAACUCGAACAAGAGCCAGGUUACACUCAAAGACGUCGACUUCCCUCUCUCGGGUACAUUCAGCUGCGAAGUUACGGCGGACGCCCCAACUUUCUCCACGGGCUCCGGCCUAAGAAAUCUCACCGUAGUGGCUCUGCCCGGCGUAAGGCCCGUUAUCGCAUCGGAACGCGAACGCUACGACGCGGGAGACAUGCUGAAGGCAAAUUGCAGCCUGCCACCGUCGAGGCCGCCGGUUCACCUCUCAUUCACGCUGAACAACAUGCCGGUGGAGUCGAACACGAGGCACCACCAAACGAAGGACGAGGAUGGGGUGCAACUGAGCGAAAUCAGUCUCGCCCUGCAGCCGUUCCAUUACGCAAACGGCCAACUGAAUCUACGGUGCACCGCGCAGAUCCCCGGCAUAUACUCGGCAGUAAGCGAGCUGCAGCUUGGCGCGGGUAUACGUGAGCCAGUACCCGAAAGAGUGACCUCAGAAAACGGCAGCGGCACGCAUACAAUGACCUUUGUGACAAUACUCUGCCUGGGCAUGCUCCAUCUGCUUCUGAGAUAGUCACGAUACGCCUGAGACCACGAGAAGGGAGCUCACGGGCGUCGCAUGAUAAAUAGCACACUAGUCAGCAGGAGAAGGGCCUGGAGGAGAAGACGAUGGAGGGAGAGUUUGAGGACCGCGUGUGGACGGCGCCGAAACAAACGAUAUUGUUAAAACCGACUAUUUUAAGUGUCUUUCUCUCUUCUCUGUUUCUCUUCUUUUUUUUUUAAUUUCGUUCUCUUUUCCUCGUCCAGAGUGCAUCGAGUUUCUUCGGAGCGGGUGUGGGAGCGUGAAUAUUCCGCGUCCCACCCCUCGGCCCCUUAUGCGUUUGCGUUCGUCACUACCGAUCGUUGACAACAGCGCGACGGGUGCUAAUACGCGGUUGGUGAAAGCAUUUUUUGGGACUCGAGCACAUUACCGCUGUGAUUAGAAUCAAAAGGACACGACGUUUAACGUUUGAUACUUCUACCAACCGAGAUCGUGGAUUAUAUCGUUAUACGUUACGACCGCAGCUCCUUUGUAUAGCUCGUUAUUUUGUAAGAUGCCCAGUUACGCGCGGAUCGUUUCUCGUUUGUCUCUCCGACAUAUAUACAGACAAGUGGAUAACAAAGGCGGAAAGGGAGAAAGAAAGAGAGAGAAAGAGAGAAGAAGAACAUGGGAGAGAAAGGAGAGAAACGAGCGCGCAUUGCCAGUCAAGGGUUAACGCGCAUCCCGGAUUGGACCGCGCCCGGUGGAGAGAUAGGUAAUCGGAUGAAGCAUCGCUACAAGCUUAAUCCGCCGAAUUUGGGAGGAUCCGCUGCGACGCGCUUCACAGCACCGGAGAAUCAAAAACAGGGAAAAGCAACGUAGCCAAUUAGUCGCGUUCCAUUACUGUCACGACGCUCAAUUUGACGUACGGCCAGUAAUGAACAAAAGAGGUGCGUUCUCGAAGCUGCAGGAGAACGACAACGAGAGAGGAAGAGGACAAGAGACAGGACUUUUCAAGUCGAUUGCACGUAUACGUCUAUAGGUGCUUAUACACAAUCCGCCUCCGGAAGGAUUUGUGAUCCUUGCUGUGACGAAGGGAAAAAGAAAGAGAAAGAGAGAGAGAGAGAGAGAGAGAGAGAGAGAGAGAGUUUGUAUGUGUGUGCGUGUGUGUGUAUGCGCGUGCAAGUGAGCGCGAAAGAGAGAAAGGAAGCGACGGGGGAAGAGAGUGAGAGAUGUUCUCUUCCGCUACACCGUUGACGAGGGAGCCCCGAGCCGGAGGCACGGUAAGAUCGCACAAAGCAAGAGGAACGAAUAAAGCGGUGCGAAAAGUUUUCGCAUACCGACGAAGAGAGGAAAGAGAGAAAAGGACAGAGAGGAGCUGCACAUCCGCGACCUCCUCGCGCUACCUCUACUACCACCCCACUGCCAAUGCUCCGGUAACAACGCGCACUCGACGCGCACUCGAAUAUCUCCCCGUUACAGCCGGCAAAGACGAAUGCCAUCGUGCGCGAUUCGAGUCCAUUCGUCCAUUGUCCAAACGCCCGGGCUGGCUCGCGGAUCAAUGUCGCGAUUUUCGAAGCGGAGGGCACCGCGCGCGCCGUGCGAACACGCGGGGUCGGACAGUGCUGGCUCUUCCUUUUUUCCCCGCGUUCUUGUUUUUCGCAUUUUAUACGCGGGAGAGAACGACGUGGCUACUGCCCCCGUUGGCCUCCGCUGCGGACGAGCGUGGCGCACGUAUGUACUUACGCCGACCGUUAUUGCCCGACCGCGUGCGGUCGGCUCUCUAACGAGUUUGUUGCUCGAUCGGCUGCUUUUUAACGACGUCUAGAAAGAGUGGAAGAGAGAGCGAGAGGAAGGGGUAGCCAUUUGAUCAAUCUGUUUCUCUCUUUUUUUCUCUCUCUGACUUCUUCUUUUUUUCCUGUCUUCUUCUUUCUCACAACACGAUACAUUUCUCUUGCCGCUAUAUUGCUCUCUUCCUUUCGUAGACUCCUUCUAAAAGGUAAUGUUUAAACUGGACGACACGUUCUACCAAUCCCCAAUCGUCUGUGUCCAGUCGAGUUCUAGAUGAGUGUCGUCGCGUCGCUUUCUCUAUCUCUCUCUCUCCCUCCCUCUCUCUCUCUCUUCCUCUCCCUCUCUCUAUCUAUCUUUCUCUCUCUCUUUCCUUCUCUAUCUUUCUCCCUCUCUACAAGCAUACGAUGUCGUCGGCCGUAUAAUCUGAAGAAGGGCCCGUUUCGAGAUCGAUUUAUCGAAGGAGAUUGAGGAGAAAACCGACGCGCCGUUGGAAAAGGGCGGCACGAAUAUUGCGUUUUUCAUUCUUCUCUCGCCCGCUGCCUCUUUAUUAAACGGACGAUAAAGCCCGCGGACGAUUCCGCGCGUCUAUAAGCCGGUUAUAUACGCGCAGCUUGUUCCUCCAUCCUGAGCACACAGAGGAAUCGCCCGUAUUGUCCCUUUUCCCUUCCUCCACCCUCGCGCAGUCCCACCUUUCUUGCGUUCUCCUCGCGCGCGCACACACGUACGGCGUUUGGCACGUUCGCGACCGCUUGCGAAUCUUGGCGAAGCAACGCGUAGUGUACGCGUGAAACCGCACGAAAGUUUCGCGAAAAAGACGACACGCUCCUAUUUCUCGCGCGAGCGGACUGGUCGCGCCUCCGGCGCGGCUAAAUUGCACGAUCGAAUCGUGGAGAUCGGUGCCGAUCGUGCUGAUAAUUCGCGCGACGUACGAGACGAGAAGUCAAACAGUCUCGAUAGUCUCAGACGCAAUAUACUGUCCGAAAGUCGUAGGAUUGUUAAUUUACGGCGAUGACCGUGAAAGUUAAGUUUUAAGAGUAGAAACAGAGUGAUUGCGUAAGGUUUUUACGAUCGUAUUACCGAUAUUUGAUUUAUUAUAUAGAUCUGUAAAUUGUUUUUUUUUUCUUUUUUCUCUUUUAAUUUGCAAGGAUGGAACGAGAAGAGAAAUGUUGCCUUGCGAACGAGUGCGUGAAUUACACUACCGUGUAAUUUCGUGAAAGUUUCAGGGAUGAAAUGUGGCGACGACGGGGUAGUUCCCUUGCGAACAGUUAACCUUUGCGCGCUUUAGAUGAAGCUCGUUUUUGUAAGUGGAUAGGUGAGAUAAAGAUUCGUUGGAUUCAUUACUGAUAGUUUAUCGAGGUCACCAAAAAAGUUACGAUAACCUCUCUGCGAGAUGAAAUCAAACUUAUCGCAAUCGGAUGUAACGUGACUUACAGGUUUAGAGAUACGACAUUUAAUGUAUUUCAUUAAGUUGGACUCUCUCUCUUUAUAAUUCGACUUAAGAGUCUCUUUAGUUUUAAGAUCUUGCUACGUGUUAAACAUAUUAUUGUUUUUGAGCAUUAUACUACUUUUUUUGUUAAUGUAAAUACUUAUUUUUACGAAACAUAAUAAACUAUUGCAUGAACGAC
Messenger RNA from Odontomachus brunneus, 5022 nucleotides. Its product is annotated as platelet endothelial cell adhesion molecule-like. The record is from RefSeq and is a predicted model, not a curated record. The transcript has 6 exons. Lineage: Eukaryota; Metazoa; Arthropoda; Insecta; Hymenoptera; Formicidae. Bases 842 to 1660 code for a protein of 272 amino acids.